AUGUGCGCUCUGUACUGUGAAUACGGAUUUGAAGUUGUUGACGGAUGUCAGGAAAGGCUCAAAAAAAGUGCGGGAAAUAUAUGUGUGAUCGGUACUGUGAAUACGGUUUUGAAGUUGUGGAUGGGUGUCCAGUGUGCCGCUGCAGAUCGCCGCCGAGGCUCGCCCGUUCCGCCCGGAAGUCGUCGUCUCCACGUCCAAAUAGCUUCUCAAAGAAUGCAUUCGUUUGGCGUCUGCGGCAAGUUCAACUGCAAACUUCGCUGCCCUAACGGCUACCAGGUCCACAAGGGUUGUGCCAUCUGCCGCUGCAGCUCAUUUCCUCGAAGUCCAUUUCCUAGCGACGACGACGAUGAGGAUGACAGAGAUCAAACUCAUGCAGACGGCCAGUGGAAUGACGUAUGA
Molecule: messenger RNA, 399 nt
Organism: Helobdella robusta
Lineage: Eukaryota; Metazoa; Annelida; Clitellata; Rhynchobdellida; Glossiphoniidae
Exons: 4
Coding region: 1-399 (132 amino acids)
Molecular function (GO): serine-type endopeptidase inhibitor activity
Source: RefSeq, a predicted model, not a curated record